GAUCCUUCGAGCUCUUCUGCUUUUUCCUUCGUACGUAUGAACGGUGUCGCGGUCUUCAACAAUUGCGAUACUAUUCAUCCCCGAAUUUUCUGCUGUGCGAGAUUGCGAAAUGUUACAAUGUUCGAGUAGAUUUUUCACAAUCAUCAACAUUUGACAUCAGGCCGGUGUCGUAAAACAGCAGGUCCGACAUGGCGCAACGAGACAAUCCAAAACUUGUUGCUCUGGCCGAAUUAGCUUACCUCAGGCGCCUGCAAAAAUAUCAAAGACGGAAGAGCGAGCACAUUGAGCACCAACUCCACUGGCUGAAGAUAUCUUGCGAGGCUCGGAGCCGGAUUCUGCAUAGCGCAAAGGACGUACAGCAUGAACUCACCGAGUCAAUUCAGUCUGGGAACAGGACCAGAUUCUCUUUGCUCUACCAUACUUUUCGUACGCUCCAGCAGGCAUGUGACGAGUGGGAUACGCAAUCCUCUGCGUCGGAGGCCGCAAAUAAUGUCUCUCCCAGUGGAUCAUUUCUUGACAGGGUAUCGGCGGAUGCCAGGACCUCUCUCUUGGCUUUUCUUUCACGCCUUUCCUUUGACCCCAUAUUUUUGCUCGACCGUUUGCUAGGACUCUCAGAUUCUGAUUUUGCAAUUCUAUCCAGGCCAUAUUCUCAAUCCCCCGGCGGACAGUCGAUUUUUGGAAGUCCAACAAGGAGGACACCGGAUGAUAUAGAGCAUGCCAGUGUCAGAAAUUUCCUGGACUUUUCCCGGUCCGAUCUCCUGAGCUUGCUGCUUCGCCUCAUUCCUGAGGAUGGAGAUGUCCAGGGUGGCCCGUUUUCUAGUGCUUGGGGCUUCAUCUGCGCUGGUCUACUGUCUCAUCAAAAGCCUGGUAGCGACAGAUUCGUGAUCAUGGUUAUGAAUGCACACCUGGGACGAUUAGAGAAGACAGCGCACCACUGUAUGGAGAACUGGCUCUUGGAGACGCUCAAGGACGGUGACUUCCUCCUGUACCAAAGCGAGAGACGCCCCAUUCGGACGAAAGUCCAACCAACCUCAGGCCAUCCUGGCGAUGACCCUAGCGCAGUAGAAGAGUUCUUUUCUAGAGCCAUUUCAAAACUGCUCAAACUCCUAAAGGACAACAAGCUAACAUCGAUCGUUCCAUCCAGCAUUUCAAAUCUAGGAAAGUCAAUUGUAGCUCGACUAGAACAAUCUUCUCAACAGCAGCAAGCAGCGCCAUACUUCCUUUGCACGCGUUGGCUCUUUGCAUCAUACUUAGCUACUUUAAUCACGAGUCCGGAGAGCUAUGGUCUCCUUCUCUCGCAUCACAUCUCUUCAACUGCACGGCAGCGAAUACUACAAGAAUUAGCACAUCGUGCCCGUCAAAUCAUGGAAGGUGUUGCCUAUACAUGGAAACAAACUUCUCCCAUUCGGCCCAACAUUGUGGCAGACAUCGAAAGUGUCGUAGAUCUGUUUCGCAUUUGCCCACCGGAAACUGGCCUGAACAUUAAUUUGAACAAAUCGGGAAUCGAUAAAACGCGGAGUAAGAGUACCAAGCGGAAGCAAAUCACUCUCUGCGCCUCGGAGGUUAUCCAUGCAAUCCGUGCGCUCUAUCCCGAGAAUGGAUGCGAUGUAUCUCAAGAUUUCCAUUGCACUGGCGGCUCGCCUCUCAAAUCCUCCGCGUCCUCGGUCUCUGGUCUAUCCUUAUUUCGGACGAUGUCUCCUUCAGAAUUUCUGUCCCCGAGAAGUGGCCAUUGUGAUUCUGUAUCGGAGGUAGGUACUUCUAUGAAGUUGCCUUUUGUGACUUCUGCUCCUAUGGCAGCCUUUCCAAAUCCUGAAUACGAGACCAAAGGAACAGACACUUGUCUCCAUGGGCUCCGAGAAGCAUUUGUUGAACUGUCAAAUUCCAUCGGAUGCGUCCCGGGCUGUGGAAGCCUGGAUCUGUUCUCCGAGCAAUGGACAAGUCUCGAGUCAUUUGUUGACAAUGACACAAUUUCCUGGAUUGAUGGUGCGAGCUCCCACAGUGACUGGACUAACGCCCAGGCUAAUGUUGGUGGUCACAUUCGUCCGGAACUCUCCUUGGAUCCUGUGACCUUCAACUUUGUCAGCACAGGCAUACAUAGUCUGCUCGAUGGACAACUUCCAACGACGAUUCCACAUCAUGCUAUCACCUCUCCCGAGAUUGGCUCGUCACACAUUACUCUAGUGGGCCGCUUCGAAGAUGCAAGAGCAAGUUGUUACCACCAAGGAGAUUUUGCGAAAGCACAUCUGUUCUUCCGAUUGGCAAAAACCACCACAUCUCUAUCUCCCGAAACAAUAGAACGUAUCAUGCAAGCCGUCGCUCAUGACUUUCAGCGAUCCAUUGACAGGUAUCGAACCAUUGUCCAGGAGGCCGGAAACCAAAUCGAGAAACACAGCGAGGAUAUUGACUUCCAGCGAGCCAGCAUCAAAUCCGUCUCAGAUACUAACGAUCGUCUACGGGAGAAGAUGUGGUACGUUUCUGAUAUUCAACGAGCAAGUCAUUACGAAGACCUGCGUAAGAUCGUAGCAGCUCUGCGUGUCAUGGCGACAUCAUCUCGGCCAAAGCUUGAGAAGAGACAACCUCUCCUCAGGCAUCGAAGCGCCUCCAAAUCCUUGAACCACAACAUGCAGCUCAAAGCCGAAGCAGCGACUCUCGAGCUUCUGUCGGUACCGGUAGCAAAAGGCGGCACAAACAAACUCAGUGACAUUCAGGUGGACAUGACGUUACGCUGGAUGCAGUCGCAUGGAGUAGAAAGGGUGUGCAGAGCAGAAGAACGGAUACACCGGUUCUGUUCUGAGCUCACCAGGUGUUUAGACCAGUUCGUCGGCCAAAGUGUUAUUGAGAAUCCAAUACUGUGGUCCAGCGAGCUUUUCCAGGACCAAAAGCCAUUGUCUGGACAAAUCAACGGUAGAGCGGAUACACCAGGCUCUGAUCGCUGCGCUUUGGAACAACUUCGACUCAUGUAUCGAAGGACUGCGCCAAGUAUUUACGAAGCCCGUUCAUCACAUCAAUGGGGUCGAGUCAAUACUCCAUCUCGGACAGCCAUGUAUCCUGAUUUUGUUACAAGAAGCAUGAGUCCAAAGUCUGUCACGCAUGACUAUUUUGGCUGCAGAAGUCCAACUCUCACCCACAAGUCUUCCGGCACGUUGUGGUCCACCUUCAGCGCAGGUCCCCAGUCUCCUUCCAGUGCUACGAGCUUUCCUUCGAGAGCCUUGUCUCCGAUAUCGACUGGACGGCCACUUUCUCGACACUCGCACUUGCAGCAAAGUCAAGCUUCAUUCUUGGAAGAGCUCAAGCAGAACUUGACCAGCUUACUGCUGAGCGACUUUCACGACCUCUUUCGAUCAGGCAGUGAGACAGACAAGGCUAUGCGUAAAACAAUGAAGCUCAGGAUGCCGUUACAAAUCGUUGUACCAGAUGCCAUGGACUACGAAACCAGCGCCGCACAACCCUCCUUUGACUUUGAUCAGGCUUUCCGGAUGCUAUUGAGACGCUUUGAGCUGCAGGCAAGCCCAUAUGCUAAACUCGAUGCUCUUCUUGAACUUCAAGACAUGCUCAAAGCACAUCGCACAGACCUUGGACUUGAAGGCGAACAUGAGCCUCUUGGUCCAAGUGGCACCCUGUUCUCCCAACGUAGGCUCAGUCUCAGAAUCGACACUUUCGCCACACCACGAACGAUGGCAGGUCACGACAAUACGAUACUCAGUUUCCGUGAACUAUUCCAAAAUCAACAACUACGACCAAAGACGCUCUUCCGCGAUUUACAAUAUAUCGCUUCACUUGUCCCUCUCAACGUACUUGACAACACACCUCGCGGUCGUGCAUUUUGGAACGCCACCAUCGCCGCUUUGGAUCUGAAGGAAGGAAUCUGUCAAGGCAUGAUCGAGACUGCUGAUCAAAUAAUCCACCAUCAUACUUUCAACCGCGGUCACUCACAUGUGACUUCCGCAGCACAGGCCGAACGCGAUGCUGCUGCCUUCUCACCCUCUACACCUCAACAUAGCGAUCCUUCAAUCGCAGAUCUCAGUAUGAGCGAUGCAGCAACGCUGCUCCAACUCACGGCUAAAGAAGGGAUUCCCGCAGCUCAGCGCGAGCUCGCUACACUCUACCUCACACAUCCUGAGUUGUUGGGUAUCUGCCUCUCACCUUUCUCGAAAUUGAGAGAUGUUUUUAAGGAUGUUGAAAAAGACCGGGAGCAGUUAAGUGAGAGAUAUGAUCCUGUUGCUAUGGCCGUGGCGCGACAUUGGAUGGAGCUGAGUGCGAAGGGUGGAGAUGGGCCUGCUGCGAGAUACUUGAGGGCCAAGGAUGAGUUUGACAGAAUACCUUGAGUAUUCGGGUGUUAUAUGACGGUGGUUUGAAGUUGCGUAUAGCGUUGUGUUGCCGGUCGACCUCGCUACUAAUUGAUCUCUCCAUUCUCAUCAUAUCGGAUCUUGUGGUAUCAGAAUUACGAAGUCUUUUUGCAUCGCUUCUUCCUUGACUACUGA
This is a messenger RNA of Aureobasidium pullulans EXF-150, 4481 nucleotides long. RefSeq lists its product as uncharacterized. Bases 189 to 4325 code for a protein of 1378 amino acids. The transcript is spliced from 5 exons. The record is from RefSeq and is a predicted model, not a curated record. Lineage: Eukaryota; Fungi; Ascomycota; Dothideomycetes; Dothideales; Saccotheciaceae.